CUCUCUUCUCCUAUUUUCUCGCUGAUCUCAGAGGUCAAGAGUCUUCGCAACUCUCUAGUAUAAGUACAUCCAAUGCGCUGCUUCACAUUGUAAUUUAUAGUCUCUCUGUGCAAGCAAGCUUUCUUCAGUUAACAUUCUUGCUUUUUGAUUAUAGUAAUUCUGUUUUUCGUGUGGAGAAAUGGCGGACGCUGCUGAGACCUUCGCCUUUCAGGCAGAGAUCAAUCAGCUGUUGAGUUUGAUCAUCAACACGUUCUACAGCAACAAGGAGAUCUUUCUUCGUGAACUCAUCAGUAAUUCUUCUGAUGCCUUGGACAAGAUCAGAUUUGAGAGCUUGACCGAUAAGACCAAGCUCGAUGCUCAGCCUGAGUUGUUCAUUAGAAUUGUGCCUGACAAGGCGAACAAGACUCUUUCGAUCAUUGAUAGCGGCAUCGGGAUGACCAAAGCAGAUUUGGUGAAUAAUCUGGGUACAAUUGCAAGAUCUGGAACCAAGGAGUUUAUGGAAGCUUUGCAGGCUGGAGCUGAUGUGUCCAUGAUUGGUCAAUUUGGUGUUGGUUUCUACUCUGCUUAUCUUGUUGCAGAGAAGGUGGUUGUCACCACAAAGCACAAUGAUGAUGAGCAGUAUAUCUGGGAAUCCCAAGCUGGCGGCUCUUUCACUGUUAGAAGGGAUGUCAAUGGAGAGCCACUUGGGAGGGGUACCAAGAUGACUCUCUUCCUCAAGGAGGAUCAGCUUGAAUACUUGGAAGAGCGGAGAAUUAAGGACCUUGUAAAGAAGCACUCUGAAUUCAUCAGCUAUCCCAUUUACCUCUGGACCGAGAAAACAACGGAGAAGGAAAUCAGUGAUGAUGAAGAUGAUGAACCCAAGAAGGAGGAGGAAGGUGCAGUUGAAGAAGUUGACGAAGAGAAAGAGACCAAAUCGAAGAAGAAGAUUAAGGAGGUUUCUCAUGAGUGGCAGCUGAUUAACAAGCAGAAACCCAUUUGGUUGCGCAAGCCAGAGGAAAUCACCAAGGAGGAAUAUGCUGCAUUUUACAAGAGCUUGACCAAUGACUGGGAAGAGCACCUCGCUGUAAAGCAUUUCUCCAUUGAGGGUCAGCUUGAAUUUAAGGCCAUCCUCUUUGUCCCUAAAAGAGCACCAUUUGAUCUCUUUGACACCCGCAAGAAGAUGAACAAUAUCAAGCUCUAUGUCAGAAGGGUGUUCAUUAUGGACAACUGUGAGGAGCUCAUCCCUGAGUACCUUGGAUUUGUCAAGGGUGUUGUUGAUUCUGAUGACUUGCCACUCAACAUCUCUCGUGAAAUGUUGCAACAGAACAAAAUCUUGAAGGUAAUCAGGAAAAACCUUGUGAAGAAAUGCAUUGAAAUGUUCAGCGAGAUUGCAGAGAAUAAGGAAGAUUAUAAUAAGUUCUACGAGGCUUUCUCAAAGAAUUUGAAGCUGGGUAUCCAUGAAGACAGCCAAAACAGAACCAAAUUGGCUGACCUUCUUAGGUACCACUCAACCAAGAGUGGCGAUGAGUUGACAAGCUUAAAGGACUAUGUCACCAGGAUGAAGGAAGGUCAGAAGGACAUCUACUACAUUACUGGUGAAAGCAAGAAGGCUGUGGAGAACUCUCCAUUCUUGGAACGACUCAAGAAGAAAGGCUAUGAAGUCCUCUUCAUGGUUGAUGCUAUCGAUGAAUAUGCUGUUGGUCAGCUAAAGGAAUACGAUGGAAAGAAACUGGUUUCUGCCACAAAGGAAGGACUGAAACUCGAGGACGAGACUGAGGAAGAGAAGAACAAGAAAGAGGAGAAGAAGAAAUCGUUUGAAAACCUCUGCAAGACUAUCAAAGACAUACUAGGUGAUAAAGUUGAGAAGGUGGUUGUUUCCGACAGAAUAGUCGAUUCACCUUGCUGUUUGGUGACUGGGGAGUAUGGCUGGAGUGCUAACAUGGAGAGGAUCAUGAAGGCUCAAGCCUUGAGGGACAACAGCAUGGGGUCGUACAUGUCAAGCAAGAAGACAAUGGAGAUAAACCCAGACAAUGGAAUAAUGGAGGAGCUGAGAAAGAGAGCUGAGGCUGACAAGAACGACAAGUCAGUGAAGGAUCUAGUGAUGCUGCUAUUUGAGACUGCUCUGUUAACCUCUGGAUUCAGCCUUGAUGAACCAAACACAUUCGCAUCGAGGAUUCAUAGGAUGUUGAAAUUGGGUCUUAGCAUUGAUGAGGAAGAGGCUGCGGAGGAUGACACUGAUAUGCCUGCAUUGGAGGAAGACGGUGCUGAGGAGAGCAAGAUGGAGGAGGUUGACUAAGUUCUGUUCUGUUGUAGGAUGGGCAAUGUGGUCAGUUGUAUUGUGUUCUUGGGCUUUUGGGUCCUGUUGAGUCGUUACAGAUGUGCGUAGAUAGGGGCAGAAAUGGUACCUUGGUGUCUUUUGUCCCUUUUUGUACGUUGCCGGCAUAGUCAAAUUUAAGCUGAUUUAUCUGAA
Molecule: messenger RNA, 2449 nt
Organism: Mangifera indica (mango)
Lineage: Eukaryota; Viridiplantae; Streptophyta; Magnoliopsida; Sapindales; Anacardiaceae
Product: heat shock protein 83
Exons: 4
Coding region: 179-2275 (698 amino acids)
Biological process (GO): protein folding; cellular response to heat; protein stabilization
Cellular component (GO): perinuclear region of cytoplasm; protein-containing complex; plasma membrane
Molecular function (GO): ATP binding; ATP hydrolysis activity; ATP-dependent protein folding chaperone
Source: RefSeq, a predicted model, not a curated record